This is a messenger RNA of Schistocerca piceifrons (Central American locust), 6353 nucleotides long. RefSeq names its product von Willebrand factor A domain-containing protein 8 (gene c12.2). The transcript has 33 exons. Gene Ontology annotation, cellular component: cytoplasm. Gene Ontology annotation, molecular function: ATP hydrolysis activity; ATP binding. The record is from RefSeq and is a predicted model, not a curated record. NCBI's taxonomy places the organism in Eukaryota, Metazoa, Arthropoda, Insecta, Orthoptera, Acrididae. The coding region runs from base 487 to 6114 and encodes 1875 amino acids.
ACAAUAUCAGACUCCGCAAUCAUAUGACUUAUGUAAUAGAAAUAAAAUGCCUGUUAUGUUUUCGCAAGCAGCAAAUGUUGCUGCAUUUCGUUCCUCAUUAUUUAGCGCGUCUUUUAGACAUUGAGUUCGUGAUGUUAAGCUGGCAACAAAGAAGCGGAAGGGUGAAACGAGUUUGUUUUUUGAGCGAGGCUAUUUCGAAGUAAAAAGUCCUGAUGAAGUAUCUUUUUCAUGUCUAGCUGUCAGUUUUGAACGUGACAGCGCAGUGUUUCCGAGAGUAACCAAAAUUGACCUUUAACCCUUCUGUACAACAUUAUGAAAUGAGUGCCGGUAGUUGUAAUAUGCGACUGAUGUAGGUCGACAGCAUUAGCUGCGAUGUUCUGAUUAAUUAUUGAAUUUCGAAGGAAUGUAGGUCUAUUAAAUAAGUGAAAUUGUCAUUUCAUAUCCAUAGAUACAUAAACAAAAUCCCGACACCAAACUAAGGGACACAUGAGUAUUUUAAGGUAUGCCACUUGGAACAGAUGUAAAUUAGGACCAACAUUGAAAGAAAUGGGUAGGAGUACACGCAUUUUCGCAUCUUCUCCCGCACAAAGAAGAAUUGGAGUGUUAUGUCGAAUCCUAAGCCCGCCUCAUCCAAACAAUGUUAGCGCUAGCAACCUUCGUAGAAAUUCAUCAAGUGAUGUGGCUCAUAUCAAAAUAGGCAAUGUCUCCAAGCCAUUGAGGCCAGCAAAAUUAAAGCAGUAUGUUCCAGUUAAAUACUUAGAGGAAAAUGUUCCACAGGACAUGCUUGCACACCUCCGGUGGAUGCUGCAGAAGGAUCUUUUGGGCCAAGAUAUAUUUUUGAUUGGUCGUCCAGGUCCUCUCCGUAGACAGCUUGCGAUGCGUUACCUUGAAAUGACAUCUCGUGAAUUGGAAUAUGUUGCUCUCUCUCGGGACACAACAGAGGCUGAUCUGAAGCAACGCAGAGAAAUCAGAAGUGGCACUGCCCACUAUUUUGAUCAGAGUGCAGUAAGAGCAGCCAUUAAAGGACGAAUACUUGUCUUGGAGGGCAUUGAAAAAGCUGAGCGGAAUGUUCUGCCUGUGCUGAACAAUUUGCUGGAGAACAGGGAAAUGCAUCUUGAAGAUGGACGAUUCUUAAUACCAGCAGAUCGUUAUGAUAAGCUUCUUAAGGAACACAGUCAGGAAGAGCUCGACCGUUGGCAGUUGGUGCGAGUGAGUGAAGACUUUCGUGUUGUAGCACUGGGUCUUCCUGUACCACGUUAUGUUGGAAAUCCUCUAGAUCCACCUUUAAGAUCACGUUUUCAGGCUAGAGAUAUAGGAAACCGCAGCUUCAAGGAGCAGCUGGAACACCUGAGAUCACUGACAUCUAAUGUAGAUCCAGCACAGAUAUCUCAGCUUCUCUCCUGUUGUCAUGCACUGCUCUCACAGGAAUCUGCAUCGCUUGGUCUGCCAGAUUUCCCUGCAGACAACCUACCUGUUGCUGUGCGUCUCUUGGAUACUUUUCCAACUAUGACAGCAUCUGAGGUGUUGUACCGCCUGUAUCCAUACAAGAGUUUCCUUCCUGCAGAGGGAGUUUCUGCUGUGGAAGAUGUGCUCCAGACAUUCCAGAUGUUGCAGCAAAAGACUGUUCCUUUAACUGUUGAAACUGUGACCCCAACUGGUGGGGAUUCUGCCCAUAUCAGGUUAGCUGGUGGUUAUCACAAAACUGAUGUUGAGGUGGUUCAUGGUAAUGGAAAUAAUGUUCCUAUGGCUGCUAGUUUCAUCCCAACACCCUACCAGGAGCAGCUGGUGGCGCAGCUUCUGCAGUCUCACUUUGCCUCUGAUCUGUGCUUAGUGGGACCCCGAGGCUGUGGGAAGACAGCUACUGUGUCCAGGUUGGCUGGUUUACUGCGAUACCAUGUAGAGCCCAUUGCUCUGUAUCAGGACAUGACCUCACGUGAUCUCAUUCAGCAAAGGACAACACUUCCUAAUGGUGACACAGUGUGGCAGAAUUCCCCUUUGGUAACAGCAGCCUUGGAAGGGAAGUUGGCCAUUCUAGAUGGAAUUCACAGGAUUCAUCCCAGUACUCUGGCUAUUGUUCACAGGUUGGUGCAUGAUAGAGAAUUGACACUCCAUGGUGGGCAGAGACUGGUGCGACAUGAUCGGUAUGAUGAAUACAAGAAGAGGUAUGGACUAACAGAUAGAGAUCUUCAGGAAUCUGGUGUCUUGCGGAUACAUCCUGCAUUCCGCAUUGUCGGUCUUGCUGAGCCUCCUGCUGUUGGUUCACAAGGUCGAAAUCAGUGGCUGUCGAGUGAGUUAUUAAGUUUGUUUCUGUUUCACGAAAUGCGACCCCUCUCAUUGGAGGAAGAACUACAGAUCAUAUCACAUCUGUAUGGCACACAACAGGCAAGGUUAAUGUCUGGCAUUGUAGACUUUGCACAUAAACUACGCAGUUCCACAGACCCAACAUUACGGUCAUUAGCAAACUCAUUGUCAACACGACAGCUUCUGAGGAUAGCACGCCGUCUGUCGCAAUACCCCAUGGACAGUCAACGAGAGAGUAUUCAUCGUGCAUGCUUGUCUAGGUUUUUGCCUCCUUUGGCUAGGCAGAUAUUGGACACAGCACUAACAGAAAAUGGAUUCCCAAUUGAACAAGCUGAAAUGGAAGAAUCAGCUAUUAAAUGUGAUGUGGAUGAAAAUGUGGUGCAGAUUGGUCAAACUGUCGCACCUCGAUACAAGACAGCAGCAAAGACGAAGAUUCCAGACAUAACAUUCUUCAACAUCCCUCAGCAUCUAUCAGUACUAGAAUGGAUGCUACAAGAUUUCAUGCUGGGUGAACACCUUCUCCUUGUUGGCAAUCAAGGUGUUGGGAAGAACAAGUUGGCUGAUAGGUUGCUCCAGCUGCUGGGCAGACCGAGAGAAUACAUUCAGUUGCACAGGGACACAACAGUACAAACAUUGACCCUGCAACCAACAGUGAGAGAUGGUGUCGUGAUAUAUGAAGACUCUCCAUUAGUACAAGCUGUGAAGAGUGGUCAUGUAUUGGUUGUAGAUGAAGCAGACAAGGCUCCCACGCAUGUCACUUGCAUUCUGAAGACACUAGUAGAAUCUGGUGAAAUGAUUUUAUCAGAUGGCCGCCGUAUUGUGCCACAUGGUGAUCCAAGAGUACAGUCUGCUGGUGGCUCGGUCAUCGCUCUGCACCCAGACUUCAGGAUGAUUGUACUGGCUAAUCGCCCAGGGUUUCCCUUCCUAGGAAAUGAUUUCUUCGGAGCCUUAGGUGACUUAUUCAGUUGUCACGCAGUGGACAAUCCGAGCCCCCAGUCAGAAAGGGCUCUUCUGAAGCAGUAUGGUCCAGAUGUCCCAGAUGCUGUCAUUAAUCGUCUGGUAAAGGCAUUUGGGGAACUGCGCUCCAUGGCAGACCAAGGCCUAGUGCAGUAUCCUUACUCUACGAGAGAAGUUGUCAACAUUGUGAAGCAUCUGCAGGUUUUCCCACACGAGGGCUUGGUAAGUGUAGUUCGCAACGUCUUCGACUUUGACAGCUACAGUCCAGAGGCACAGGAGACUGUCAUACAGAUACUACAGAAGCAUGGAAUUCCCAUGGGUGCCAGCCCAUCAGACAUCCGUCUAGCAAGAGAAUUCCCAAUGUCAGCACCUCAACUUACUGGGGAGUGGAGGUUAUUGUCUUCUGUUGGUCGACAAGUAUCUGUUGAGGAGCAUUUUGUGAAGACUGGACGUCCGAGCCGAGUGGCCACUCGCACAUAUCCCUUGGAUGUUGUGCAGGCACGUGGUGCAGUUUUCACAGAGUUGCAGUCAUACUGGGCUUUACCUUUGGAGGAAACUAGCAUUGUAGCAGGGCUCACAGUUACCAAAGAUUCUGGAGACAACUUGAUGCAUGACCAUAUUCAUGCUCUGCUGUCGAAUCCACUGAGGCUGAUGACAAUGCAGCCAACAGGCAGCACAAUCAGUGAAGUACCCUUGCAAGGUACCAUCACACCAGUGAGGGGUGCAAGACCACAGUAUACACUUGCUCCCGUGUGCACCACAGGCAACUAUGUCCUUGUGCAUGAGCAGUCAUCAAAUGGCUUAGUGCUGGUAGACUGGUCUGCGGGUGAGAUCCACAAAGUGACACUUUCCGGCAGCCCAGAUGACCGAGGUGGUGCUGGAGGCUUCUUUGGUCUUGCAUCUUCGAGUGUGGGCAAUUGGAAGAUGCUCCCAGCUCUGCUUCAUGACAUGCACACUGCUGUGUUCUAUGAGGAAGGAGGAGAAAGAGCAGAGGUUGUGAAUUUUCAGACGUUCAUGAGAUACAACAUCACAUUUCCUAUGAAUGUCAUUUCUAUACAUAUACCUUCACCUAACCAUUGGCUUAUAGAAUGUGAAGACAGGAGAUACGUGCUAACAUCAUCUUCACCUUCAGACCCCUGCCCAAGCCUGCUGUCAGAAAUUCAAGAAACAGGCUCUGCAAAUGUAUACACUGCAGCAUGUGGUUAUAAGACAGUGCCAUCAAAUAUACUAUCCCAAGCACUGGGUCAAUCACUAUCUGUACCAUCACGUUUGCUUGCACAGUCUGGCUCAGCAGUCACACUUGCUGUUGGAUUUCCAGAUCUUUCUCAGCAGGAACUGUACACAUGGCAGUCGAGCAACAGCAGAUCCACACGCAGUCUGGGACAUCCUUUAAUAUUCUCUGAGCACGGACAGGUAAUUAGGAACAUUCCUGCAUCACAAGCUCCAGAAGAUCUGGCAGAUCCUAAAAAAUCUGUGCCUGGUGCAACGGGCUUUCUCGAGGUGACCGACAUUGUGAGCAGAAAGCAGAGAUACAUUCCUAUUCCACAGGCAGUAACAGUCUCUCCUUUGAUGGCAUGGCUGUAUGCAUCCAAUGAAUUGCCAGUAUAUAUUGCUGCAACCAGUGAAAGUGGAGUUGCUACACUUGAUGCAGGAGGCUGUAUUCGCCUUUGGGAAACAUCACUAGUUAGCCUGGCAAAAUCUUCAGCAGCAUGGAAAGAGAUGAUAGGACCAGGUAGGGAACACCUACAGAUGACACUAGACCGACCUAGUAAUAAGGAUGUCACUGCACCAAAGCAUGGCAAAGUUGAUGAAACUGGGGCUCCUCAUGUGGGUGGUAACACUUGGGCUGGAGGCACUGGUGGGCGUGAUACAGCUGGCCUGGGUGGUAAAGGAGGACCCUAUCGGCUAGAUGCUGGCCAUAAUGUGCAUCAGGUUAGCCAAGAAGAGAAAGAUGCAGUACCAGAAGAAGUAAAGAAGGCUGCCAGAGAAAUGGCCCAGAAGGCAUUCAAACAGCGGCUAAAAGAGAUUCAGAUGAGUGAUUAUGAUGCAAAACUCUAUGGACAAUUCUCAGAGGCAAUAGCCCCACAGGUUCGGAGGCUUAGAGUCAUCCUAAGUAGUCUGCAAGCAAAAUCCAAGGAACGACAAUGGCUGCGCCACCAAACAGCUGGAGAACUUGAUGAUAGCAAACUCAUAGAAGGUCUUACUGGUGAAAAGACAAUAUUCAGGAGACGAGCAGAGAAGGAACCAGAAUUAGGAACACCUCAGUUGAAACCCAAAAGACUCAAGUUUGUUGUUGAUGUCUCAGGAAGCAUGUACAGGUUCAAUGGUUAUGAUGGCCGUUUAGACAGAGAGAUGGAGGCAGCUGUAAUGGUGAUGGAGGCAUUUGAGGGUCAUGAGUCCCAAAUACAGUACGACAUUGUUGGUCACUCAGGUGAAGAUGCAGAGAUUAUGUUUGUCAACCACAAAUCCCCACCAACAGAUAACAAGAAGAGAUUGGAUGUCGUCAAGACAAUGCAUGCACAUGCACAGUUCUGUAUGUCGGGAGACAAUACAUUAGAAGCAACAAAGCAAGCUAUUGACUCACUAGCAGAAGAGGACUGUGAUGAGGCAAUAGUUGUUUUGUUGUCAGAUGCGAACUUAGAACGCUAUGGCAUACCACCACAGAGGUUUGCUGCUGCCCUCACAUCAAAUGCUGAUGUCAAUGCAUAUGCCAUCUUCAUAGGCUCUCUUGGUGACCAGGCUGAAAGGUUAGUGAAGCAGUUACCUUCAGGGAGAGCAUUUGUCUGUCUUGAUCUGAAGAACAUACCCCAAAUCCUGCAACAGAUAUUUGCUUCUUCUUUACUAAGUGGCAGAUGAUAAAAAGCCUUACAAUGUUAUUUUGAAUUAAACAGAACCAUAUUUGUAAAUCUAUGUAAAAAUAAUAUGCAUCCAAACUUUCAUGAUACAUGUAAGUGAUAUAUUGCUCUGCAAGUCCUGACACACUGAAAGCUGUAAUUAAUAUUGUCACAUAGUUCCUUGUUACACUGACUUACUCUUAUAGUGUACAGGCUUAUAACUUUUGUAAAAUUGUUCAUAAUAAAUUCACAUACUUAUUA